Messenger RNA from Marasmius oreades (fairy-ring Marasmius), 851 nucleotides. RefSeq lists its product as uncharacterized. NCBI's taxonomy places the organism in Eukaryota, Fungi, Basidiomycota, Agaricomycetes, Agaricales, Marasmiaceae. The transcript is spliced from 5 exons. The coding region runs from base 60 to 683 and encodes 207 amino acids. The record is from RefSeq and is a predicted model, not a curated record. Gene Ontology annotation, cellular component: nucleus.
UCAAACACGACCACAUAACGUGUCGACGGUCAAAAUCAAACCUUUCAACGACGACCAUAAUGUCAGAUCCUUCCACCUUGAAUUCAGCCGCCUCUGACGUUGUUGGAGUUGAUCACAACUACUUGUUCAGCUGCAUAGACAGAGACAACGUUCAUGGAUUGAACCUGACCGUUCCAGAAGACGCCAAAGAACUCAUCAAACCAUGGGACCAAAGAGAACAAACCGACAAAUUUGCUGAUUCUGGUGUCGACGAUCAGAUCGUUAUACACGUCCCCUUCACGCAGAACGUUAGAAUUAAAUCGAUCUUGCUGAAAGUAGGCCGUGGGGAGUCUGCGCCACGGCAUCUUAGAGUGUACGCAAACCACCCCACGAUCGUAGAUUUUCAAGAUGCGGAGACGACGAAGCCGCAAAUAGACAUUACAUUGUUAGAGGAAAGCCAUGUCGUGGAGUACCCUGUACGCGUGGCUGCGUUUGCGAGUAUCAACUCGUUGUCGAUCUUCUUUAGCGAUUCGGUUGGGGCAGAGACCUCCCGUGUGUAUUUCAUCGGUUUCAAAGGCGACGUUAGAGAACUACGCAAGGAACGGGACACACACAUGGAUGUACCGGCCGCUAACGCUGCGUCCUCGACACUCUUUGAUAGGUUAGCGGAGAAGGCAGGGGGCCAGCAGACAACGGCACGAUAGGCUUUCGCAAGUAGAAGAAGACUGUCUAAAAGCAUACAGUUUUCCAUAUCGGCAUGGCAAUAGUAUCACUUGCUCGUGUAUUGUUAUGAUUCCUGUACAUUUGUAACCAGAAGAAACACCAGAACCCAAGGGGAUUUACAAUCGAAAACUCUACUUGUGAGUGCGCCA